Messenger RNA from Platichthys flesus (European flounder), 2693 nucleotides. RefSeq lists its product as uncharacterized. The record is from RefSeq and is a predicted model, not a curated record. Bases 1193 to 2386 code for a protein of 397 amino acids. The transcript has 11 exons. NCBI's taxonomy places the organism in Eukaryota, Metazoa, Chordata, Actinopteri, Pleuronectiformes, Pleuronectidae.
AAACGGAACACCUUUCUAGUUUUUAUGAAAACUGAAGAUUACUACAGGUUCCCUUUCAUGUUUGGAAGGGGAGGGUGAGGUGAGAGGUACUCAACUGCAACAUGCACCUUCACCACUCUAUUACUAAAUUUUUAUUAGUAAAAGUCACUAAAUUCUACACACUGCAACUUUAAAUAUCAGUUACAACAAUCUCUUGAUCUGCACCCUUAUCUGGAUCCAUACUAAAAUGUAAUGGGUUAUUUCUUAAUCCAUAGAGAAUCUUUUGUUUUGUGAUAAUCCAUCCGGUCGAUUUUGUGUAAUCAUGCUAACUAACAGACAAACAAACAAACACAGAUUUAGAGGUAAAGAGGCUUUUCUUCCCGUAUUUAUUUUCUGUAACUGAACCACAUGACCAACAGCAUCAACAGGACAAAUCAUCCGUCAUGUUGCAUCAAGCUUGUUUCCCUUCCAGACACAGCAGCUCACUCAGACAUGGUUUUGUACAAACCCUCCCACCGUCUAAUUCUAACCAGUCAGAUCAACGUGUCUUGUUGUUUUGACUGCAGCCGUUUACCUCUUACCAUUUCAUAACUCAUAAUUAUCUGUCCAGACCCAGGGCUCCGUGCAUGUAAACACAGGCAGGCAUGCUCUCAGCUCUCCUGACAGGAUGCUUGCUUCAUCCACAUUUCUCAAUGAGGAGGCUGAGAGCAUCCGAGAGUCUAAAAGACGAGCUGCUCAAGGGAUGUUUUCUCUCUCCGUCUCUUUUGUUCGUUGUCCCGCUGAAGCAUCAGCACGUUCCCUUUGUGAGUUCAGGGUUUCAAAGUGAGGAAGCUGCUCAGCGCUGCGCAGACAGCCAACUGACAGGAAGGAAGGAACAACUUCGACUGCUACGCCACAACUCAACAAAAACUCCUCUCCCCUUUUAUCUUCAGUUCUCCUUCAGAAACAUCAGACACUGGGCGUCUGUGGUAACAGACACUACAGGCUGGCAAAAAGGGGGAACUGGAGCUUAAGCAGCAACCCCCCCCUCCUCCACCCACAAUAUCCUCUUUUGGACCCAACCAGCCCCCGUUUUAAUGUUAUCUCUUUGGUUUUAGCGUGGCUCUCGUUCACACACAAACGCACGUGUGAGGAUGAUUGCCCGGACAGAUGGUGCUCAGUGUGUGGACUAGACGCUGAGACGAAGCUGAGAGGGACAGACUGCUCAUCCAUCAUGGGAUGCUGCAGUGUGACCCAGAGGCAUACUGGGGUGGACGAGGUGGGCCCCGAUGAGAUCGAGCUCCUGGAACUCUCUGGAGAUAACUUAGGGGUGUGGAGUCUGGGAGAAACCAGGCUGCAGUUGAGGAGGAGCAGCAGGGAUGAGCAGCAGCCGCAGCCGCCGCCGCGACCGCCGCCACGCUACCCUUCAGUACGACACCUGGCGCAAGAGGUGGUGCUGUGGGGCAGGAGCAGAGAUGAGCUGCACCAUAGGAUUUAUUCCCAGCAGCCAAUCAUAGGCUGGGAGGGUCAACCAGCCCACAUGUAUGGAGAGGUUACCCACUCCUCUCUGGUGUCUCUCUACAACAGCUACACACAGGAAACCAGCGAUCACUUCCUGGUGCUGUUCUCAUUUCACCUGCUGAUCCUCUCUCUGGACCACUCUCGACAGGACUUCAUCUAUCAGGGUAUCCUUCCUCUUUCUGGCCUCACCUUACAGGCUGUCUCCCUGGAAGCCGAGACGUCACACUCACCUCACAUGUUUGAGAUCAGCGGACCAAUGGUGGAUUCCAAGGUGUUCAUCUGUGACAGUGCUGCAGCGUUACAGACAUGGACGCAGCAAAUAGAAGACAGGAGAUAUAAGUCAAUGACACAACCCAUGAGUCCCUCUCACUGCGCUCUCUCCUAUCUAUUACCGUGUGAUAUGGGCUGGAAAAGAGAAGAACUGCUCAAAUACUUACUGCAAGCUCCAAUAUGGCAGUGGGAGGGUUCACCCAUACAGCACAUGGGUCAGCCAGGAUACAUAUCGCUCAUCCAUAUCAUCAACUCACAGAGACAGGGACGCCAAGAAAGACUGAUGGUUCUCUUCCCUCAAGACGUCCUGCUGCUGUCAGUGGACAACAAGCGGCUGAAUGUACGAUAUGAGGGCAGGUUGCCUCGACACAGCAUCAGAGCAGUGGAGUGCUCAGCCUUGCCUGGACGGCUGGAGUUUGAGCUGACAGGCGAUCUGGUGGAGCCUCUGCAGGUCUCCUGCACUUGUCUGGAGGAUUAUCAGAACUGGAUUUUUCAACUACAACAGCCGGACAGAAGCAGCCACAUUACCGGGAUUCAGGCUGCACCUCCAAUCCUGCCAAAGCUGCAGAGGAGCAGGAAGGAGUCCCAGGAGCCGAUGAUAAAAGCCGACCAACGUCACAUCAAUGGACGCAGCUGACUCACCAGAGAGUGAAAGUGCACUGGAACUAACUGUGUAGAUAGCUUGUACAUAUUACUUUUACAUCGAAUUUCUGCCACCGAGUUGAGAUGAAGAUGUUCUGGAAUGUUCUCACCCUAAUUUUGAUGUGUGAGGUUUCAUCACAGAGGAACUGAAAAGAUAAAUUUAGUUCUUUCAUGUGGGGACAAACUGAAAUGAGGCCAUGACCUGGAUUCUGAGCAGAUGUAGACAUUGUAGAGCUGUAUUGGUUUUAACAGAUACAGAACUGAUGACAUUACUUUUGAAGAAUAAACUGUUUAUAAAAAGA